This is a messenger RNA of Eubalaena glacialis (North Atlantic right whale), 2171 nucleotides long. It is a transcript of the gene SLC6A8, whose product is annotated as solute carrier family 6 member 8. Gene Ontology annotation, biological process: sodium ion transmembrane transport; neurotransmitter transport. Bases 62 to 1969 code for a protein of 635 amino acids. Lineage: Eukaryota; Metazoa; Chordata; Mammalia; Artiodactyla; Balaenidae. The record is from RefSeq and is a predicted model, not a curated record. Gene Ontology annotation, cellular component: plasma membrane. The transcript is spliced from 13 exons. Gene Ontology annotation, molecular function: creatine:sodium symporter activity.
CCCCAGUGCCGCCAGCGCCCCCGCCGCCCGCCCGCUCCCGCGGGGCGCCGCGCCCCCGGCCAUGGCGAAGAAGAGCGCCGAGAACGGCAUCUACAGCGUGUCCGGCGACGAGAAGAAGGGCCCCCUGAUCGCGCCCGGGCCCGACGGGGCCCCGGCCAAGGCCGACGGCCCCGCGGGCCUGGGGGCGCCCGGCGGCCACCUGGCCGUGCCGCCGCGCGAGACCUGGACGCGCCAGAUGGACUUCAUCAUGUCCUGCGUGGGCUUCGCCGUGGGCCUGGGCAACGUGUGGCGCUUCCCCUACCUGUGCUACAAGAACGGCGGAGGUGUGUUCCUUAUUCCCUACAUCCUGAUCGCCCUGGUCGGAGGAAUCCCCAUUUUCUUCUUGGAGAUCUCGCUGGGCCAGUUCAUGAAGGCCGGCAGCAUUAACGUGUGGAAUAUCUGCCCCCUGUUCAAAGGCCUCGGCUACGCCUCCAUGGUGAUCGUCUUCUAUUGCAACACCUACUACAUCAUGGUGCUGGCCUGGGGCUUCUAUUAUUUGGUGAAGUCCUUCACCACCACGCUGCCCUGGGCCACGUGUGGCCAUACCUGGAACACUCCCGACUGUGUGGAGAUCUUCCGCCACGAAGACUGUGCCAAUGCCACCCUGGCCAACCUCACUUGUGACCAGCUUGCUGACCGCCGGUCCCCUGUCAUCGAGUUCUGGGAGAACAAAGUCUUGCGGCUCUCCGGGGGGCUGGAGGUUCCGGGGGCCCUCAACUGGGAGGUGACCCUGUGUCUGCUGGCCUGCUGGGUGCUGGUCUACUUCUGUGUCUGGAAGGGGGUCAAGUCAACAGGAAAGGUCGUGUAUUUCACCGCAACGUUCCCCUACGUGGUCCUUGUCGUGCUGCUGGUGCGUGGGGUGCUGCUGCCCGGAGCCGUGGACGGCAUCAUCUACUAUCUCAAGCCUGACUGGUCGAAGCUGGCGUCCCCUCAGGUAUGGAUAGAUGCCGGGACCCAGAUUUUCUUUUCUUACGCCAUUGGCCUGGGGGCCCUCACGGCCCUGGGCAGCUACAAUCGCUUCAACAACAACUGCUACAAGGAUGCCAUCAUCCUCGCACUCAUCAACAGCGGGACCAGCUUCUUUGCUGGCUUCGUGGUCUUCUCCAUCCUGGGCUUCAUGGCCACAGAGCAGGGCGUGCACAUCUCCAAGGUGGCGGAAUCAGGGCCUGGCCUGGCUUUCAUCGCCUAUCCCCGGGCCGUCACGCUGAUGCCUGUGGCCCCGCUCUGGGCUGCCCUGUUCUUCUUCAUGCUGCUGCUGCUUGGCCUCGACAGCCAGUUUGUAGGUGUGGAAGGCUUCAUCACCGGCCUGCUGGACCUCCUCCCGGCCUCCUACUACUUCCGUUUCCAAAGAGAGAUCUCCGUGGCCCUCUGCUGCGCCCUCUGCUUUGUCAUUGACCUCUCCAUGGUGACCGAUGGCGGGAUGUAUGUCUUCCAGCUGUUUGACUACUACUCAGCCAGCGGCACCACCCUGCUCUGGCAGGCCUUCUGGGAGUGCGUGGUGAUCGCCUGGGUGUACGGAGCCGACCGCUUCAUGGACGACGUGGCCUGCAUGAUCGGGUACCGACCUUGCCCCUGGAUGAAAUGGUGCUGGUCUUUCUUCACCCCGCUGGUGUGCAUGGGCAUCUUCAUCUUCAACACGGUGUACUACAAGCCGCUGGUCUACAACAACACCUACGUGUACCCAUGGUGGGGCGAGGCCGUGGGCUGGGGCUUCGCGCUCUCCUCCAUGCUGUGUGUGCCCCUCCACCUCCUGGGCUGCCUCCUCAAGGCCAAGGGGACUGUGGCUGAGCGCUGGCAGCACCUGACGCAGCCCGUGUGGGGUCUCCACCACUUGGAGUACAGAGCUCAGGACUCGGACGUCAGGGGCCUGACCACCCUGACCCCAAUGUCUGAGAGCAGCAAGGUGGUGGUGGUGGAGAGCGUCAUGUGACAGGUGCCCCGGCUCACAUCACCAGCUCACCCUCUCGUAGCCAUAGCAGCCCCUGCUGUAGCCCCCCACCCCCCCAGGGGCUUGCCUUUCCCUGCCACCUACGGGGUCUGCCGGGGGGCGGGGGGGGAGAGGAGGAAGCACCAGAGUGCUUAUAACUAAAAUAACUUUUUCCAUUUUUAAUAAAAUGCCAAAAAUAUCACAA